GCUAGAGGGGAGGCUCCGACGUCUCCUUCCUUCCUGGUUCCUGCAGCAGCUGCUGCCACUGCUCAGCGUGGUGAGGAGGGAGCCGGUGACUCGGAGACGGUGACUCAGAGGCAGAGCGGCGUGAGGGCCAAGGAGCACUGGCGUCCAUGGACCCUGGGAGCCUCCCCCUCCGCCCACAAGCAGUGAGGGGCCAGGAUCCCCACAGGGCCGGGAGAAGGGCACAGAGAUACCUGAACACCGGAAGAGUUUGAGAACUUUCAAUGGCUGAACGCAGGAGUUUCCUCCCAGGACCCCGUCAGGAGCAGGUGACAUCCUUCCCCUUCCACCCUGCUCCCUGCUCUAUGUCCCCAGCAGGGAGUGGCCUCUCCCUUCUCCAUGGACUUCCAAGAGAGGGACCCGCCCUUCCUGCCUGAGAGCGCUCAGUCCUCAAAGCCCAGCAGUGCUCAGCAGGCCUCUGAGCUGUGGGAGGUGGUGGAGGAGCCUCGGGGCAGGCUGGGGACAGAGGGUGUCAUGCCUGAGAGGCAGGAAGGUCACCUGCUCAAGAAGAGGAAGUGGCCUCUGAAAGGCUGGCACAAGAGAUACUUUGUGCUCGAGGACGGGAUCCUUCAUUAUGCAACAACCCGACAAGACAUCACCAAGGGGAAGCUCCAUGGCUCCAUCGAUGUCCGGCUGUCGGUCAUGUCCAUCAACAAAAAGGCCCAGCGCAUUGACCUUGACACUGAAGACAACAUCUACCACCUCAAGAUCAAAUCCCAGGACCUAUUCCAGAGCUGGGUGGCACAGCUGCGUGCCCACCGCCUAGCCCACCGCCUGGACAUGCCCCGUGGCUCACUGCCCAGUACGGCUCACUGGAAGGUUCCUGGUGCCCAGCUUCCAACAGCAGCUACUGCCUCAGCCCUACCUGGGCUUGGACCGCGGGAGAAAGUGUCUUCCUGGCUGAGGGACAGUGAUGGGCUGGACCGCUGCUCUCAUGAGCUCUCUGAGUGUCAGGGGAAGCUCCAGGAACUACACAGGCUCCUCCAGAGCCUGGAGUCCCUGCACCGAAUCCCCUCAGCCCCUGUUAUCCCCACACACCAGGCCUCAGUGACAACCGAAAGACCCAAGAAGGGGAAACGGACCAGCCGCAUGUGGUGCACCCAGAGCUUUGCCAAGGAUGACACUAUUGGACGGGUUGGUCGUCUCCACGGCUCUGUUCCCAACCUGUCUCGCUACCUGGAGUCUCGGGACUCCUCGGGCACCCGUGGGCUGCCACCCACAGACUAUGCCCACCUGCAGCGAAGCUUCUGGGCCCUGGCCCAGAAGGUGCACAGCUCCCUCAGCAGCGUCCUGGCUGCCCUCACCACGGAACGGGACCGACUGAGGGACAUGCACCAGGGCUCAGAGUUGUCAAGGAUGGGGCUCUCUGAGGCCUCCACUGGCCAGAGGCGCCUCCACUCACUGUCCACCUCCUCCGACACCACAGCGGACUCUUUCAGCUCCCUCAACCCUGAGGAGAAGGUGUCUGACUCAGCAAAAGUGCCCGGUUAUGCCUCCCUCUCAAUGGAACUGUCAGGCAAGCGGGUGCCCUGCUUGAUCCCCUCGGCUUGGCCCCGGAGCCUGACAUCCAUCUGGCUGCUCCCACAGCAAGAAGCUCUGUACAUGAAGGGGCGCGAGCUCACCCCCCAGCUGUCGCAGACCAGCAUCCUGUCCCUUGCUGAUUCCCACACGGAGUUCUUCGAUGCCUGUGAGGUUCUCCUCUCCGCCAGCUCUUCUGAGAAUGAGGCCUCAGAGGAGGAGGAGUCAUGUACCAGUGAAGUCACCACCAGCCUGUCUGAGGAGAUGCUGGACCUCAGGGGAGCUGAGCGCUGUCAGAAAGGGGGGUGUGUUCCAGGGAGAUCCAUGGGGCCACCCCGCCGUCGCUGCCUGCCGGCGGCCAGCGGGCCCGGGGCUGACGUGAGCCUGUGGAACAUUCUGCGCAACAACAUCGGCAAAGACCUGUCCAAGGUGUCGAUGCCUGUGCAGCUCAAUGAGCCGCUCAACACUCUGCAGCGGCUCUGCGAGGAGCUGGAGUACAGCAGCCUCCUGGACCAGGCCAGCCGCAUCACCGACCCCUGCGAGCGCAUGGUGUACAUUGCAGCCUUUGCUGUCUCGGCCUACUCCUCCACAUACCACCGAGCCGGCUGCAAGCCCUUCAACCCCGUCCUGGGGGAGACCUACGAGUGUGAGCGGCCUGACCGAGGCUUCCGCUUCAUCAGUGAGCAGGUCUCGCACCACCCCCCUAUCUCGGCCUGCCAUGCAGAGUCUGAGAACUUCGCCUUCUGGCAAGAUAUGAAGUGGAAGAACAAGUUCUGGGGCAAAUCCCUGGAGAUUGUGCCUGUGGGAACAGUCAACGUCAGCCUGCCCAGGUUUGGGGACCACUUUGAGUGGAACAAGGUGACGUCCUGCAUUCACAAUGUCCUGAGCGGUCAGCGCUGGAUCGAGCACUAUGGGGAGGUGCUCAUCCGAAACACACAGGACAGCUCCUGCCACUGCAAGAUCACCUUCUGCAAGGCCAAGUACUGGAGUUCCAAUGUCCACGAGGUGCAGGGCGCUGUGCUCAGUCGGAGUGGCCGUGUCCUCCACCGACUUUUUGGGAAGUGGCACGAGGGGCUGUACCGGGGACCCACGCCAGGUGGCCAGUGCAUCUGGAAGCCCAACUCAAUGCCCCCCGACCAUGAGCGAAACUUCGGCUUCACCCAGUUUGCCUUGGAGCUGAAUGAGCUGACAGCAGAGCUGAAACGGUCGCUGCCUUCCACCGACACGAGGCUCCGGCCAGACCAGAGGUACCUGGAGGAGGGGAACAUACAGGCUGCUGAGGCCCAGAAGAGAAGGAUCGAGCAGCUGCAGCGAGACAGGCGCAAAGUCAUGGAGGAAAACAACAUCGUACACCAGGCUCGCUUCUUCAGGCGGCAGACAGAUAGCAGCGGGAAGGAGUGGUGGGUGACCAACAAUACCUACUGGAGGCUGCGGGCCGAGCCAGGCUAUGGGAACAUGGAUGGGGCCGUGCUCUGGUAGCCCUGGCCCCGGGGGCAGGAGGCUCUGGUUCCUCACUCCUCCUGCCUCCACCCCCUACCACGGACACAUGGGUGAGGCCAGGCUCCCCGCCUCACUGCCCUUGAGACCAAAGGGGCAGCCCUGGCCCUCCCUCCCCUCUGCUGGCCAGAGGGUCUACAUCUCAGCCCAGCCUCCACCCCACCGUUUGGGGUGAGAAGCAGAAUCUGUGCUUCCCAGUCUCCUUGCCCCAGACAACCAGCAUGUAAGACCCUUCCCGCUUCACCAUUCCCCUUCCUGUCCCCUUUGGGGUACUUGGGGGAGACUCCGGCUCCCAGGAUCUGUUCCCCAUUUCAGUGCCUUCCUAGGACACAAGGGACCCCUUGACGCUCCCCAGGCUUUCUGUGCCCAGGGCUCUGUCCCCGGCGGUGAGGUUGCAGUGAGUGAAGGAGAGAUGAUCUGUUCUCCCUCCCCUUCCCCUGCCCAUCUCCAGCGUCUUCUUCCCCUUCCCUGGCCCUGCAGGGCCUUCUCCAGCUCCCUUUCGUUGGCCCCUGGCCAUCCCUCCUGUCCUGGAUCCCUUCUCCCUGACUGCAAAAUGCCUGCAGCUUCCAGCUCCUUCGUCCCUGAUCCUCAAGUGGUUCCCUCCCGUCUCAGCUCAGCGGAUCCCCCAGAGUGGAGGAGGCCUCUCCAUGAGGAGGGGAGCAGCCCAAGGCACCUGGCCUCCGACCUACCGGCAGCGAGUGCGCAGGUGUGAGUGUAAGUUCAUGUAGGAGAGUGUGUGCGUGUGCGCCUGUGCCCUGCUUGCAGGCGAGCAGGGCUCCCUCAUGUAGCCCGGCCUUCCCCGUGCUGGGGGUCCACCACAUCGCUGCUCUUUCUCACAGUCUGCCUCUGAUGAGGGCGAAUUGCUAUGACAUUCCAAGCUCCAAUAAAGAAUGUCCCAGACUUUG
This is a messenger RNA of Symphalangus syndactylus (siamang), 3956 nucleotides long. RefSeq names its product oxysterol binding protein like 7 (gene OSBPL7). Lineage: Eukaryota; Metazoa; Chordata; Mammalia; Primates; Hylobatidae. The record is from RefSeq and is a predicted model, not a curated record. Gene Ontology annotation, molecular function: cholesterol binding. Gene Ontology annotation, cellular component: plasma membrane; cytosol; perinuclear endoplasmic reticulum.